GUUUAAUCUAGACUUACCACAGAUGGAGAUUGAUUAGAUGCACAUUAUUUGUGAAGCAACAGGUAAAGCUCAAGGAAGAAUAUGCAGGCUAUGGCUUCAACGCUCAGAUGACAUCAUACUAAAAUUCUAAGCACGAGCCACAGAGUCCUGGAGAUAAAUCCAAGCCACCCAUUCACCAAGGAGCCAGUCAAACAACGGACUAUACACCGUCAUCAAAGUAGAUACGCCACAAUCUAUUAUGCAGGGAUAGAAAAAAAUCAACAUACCUAUCAUUUCUUGGGAUACAAUGAUUGUCAUGUAACACUUUUGGGAUAUACACCAUGUAAAACAAGAACAAGAACAAUAAUUUAUUAAAAUUCUGUUGCUGCACUGUUACAGUCUGUCAGUUCAAUUAAGAUGGACUACAUUCCACCAAAUACGAAAUAAUGAGUUCAAACUGACUUGAAAUACCAGGACCUAAUUCAAGACAGGGUAAACAACUAGGACAAAUGAAUUGCUUAAACAUGUCACUUAGGAUUUAGGAUUAGAAGAAAUUUAAAAAAAUAGCAGAACAACAUGACGACUGCUACACAGACGGAAAGUAUUGUGAAUUUUCAAAAUCUUCUCCUUUCUGUGGAAAAGCCCAGGAUGUAUUCACUGCCUAAACACAUCGACAGCGACAUCACAAACCUAACGUCAGAGUACAUCAAUGGGAAGUAUGCUAAUAAAAUAUCCAAGCGGGAUAAAAAUGAUCUCAUAUCCUGGAUUGGGGCAAAAAUUCAGAUGGAACGCCAAGGUGGCAAAGAUAAAGUGGAAACUGCCAUGAGAGAAAUAGAACGGCAACGACGCAUGGUUUUGGAACUCGAUGCGAAAAUCCAGGUACUGAACGAAAAAUUGAUGGCAGUUAUGCCAGAUAAUUUACGUGUGUAUAAUAGAGGUAAUCAAGAGGAUGAUAUCGGUUUUAGUCAAAUUGAACUUCUAGAGCGAAACGUUGGGAUAGUUUCGGAAAAAGUCGAAUCGUACAUAGAGGAGAGAACAAGGUGCAUGGAGACACUAAACGUGGCUGAGGGAGGACAAAAAUCUCUAGACUGGUUGCUACGGCAACAGUGGCAAGACCUCUCAAGGCAACAAGAAUCGGUGAAAGAGACGGAGGAAAAGUUUCACCGCGAAUUGAGCCUGCUUAAAAAUCAAAUUGAUGACUUCAAAAAGUAUCAACAGCAUAAGGAACAGAGGGAACGUAACCACCAUCACCAUCAACAACAUCAACAACCCAAAGACAGCAGCAAUGUUCCACAUCAAUAUCAGCUGUGUAAGGAAAAUCAAAGAGUAGUGACAAUACACAUACAACAUGGUGCAGCCACCCAUGAAAACAACAUGAAGGUGGCGCCACAGUCAAAUCAAAAUGACCCCAAAACUGGCGAGAGAAGAAUUCCGUCCCUCACUCAGAGAGGGAGUAGUAAGGACAGCAUGCAGAGUCUGAAACGGCAUGAUAGUAAGGAAAGUUUACACAGACGGGAGAAUAGUAAACAUAGCUUGAAACACCAAGACAGUAAGGACAGUUUACACAGGAGAGAACACAGUGUGGUGCACCAGGACAGCAAGGGUAGUUUGUCUAAGACUGACAAAACUGCUCAAUCGAAAACAGCCCAGGCUGAUGUGGACAGAAAUAAUAACUCUCGCCAAGGCAGUCCUCAAAAGUCGUCUCAGGUGCACGUUAAUAAAGUUGUCUUUACAAAACCAGUCAAGGUGAAGGACGUGCAUCACCACGCCCCCGCGCGGGGAUUGAGUAAACUUCCUCCCGUGAUGGAGAAACAGAACGAAGCUAUCAAACAAGCACACGCCGCACGACAAGGCACAGGCCCCAAAGCACAUGGAGCCGUACUCCAGUGUCUGCGAUGUCACAGACUUUAUACACUCAAAGACAAUCACAAGAUGGCAUGUCAUUUUCAUCCUCGCGGAAAAUUAAAGAUUGAGCGUUAUGACAGCGAGGGGAGGCUGGAAAGAGUGGAGUAUGUUUGGGAGUGCUGUAAACAGAGGGGGGAUGCGGCACCAUGUUGCCAUGGUGAACAUGUAUAAACAUUCCACAUUGCCAUGGUGAGCAUACCAAGAGAGUACAUGUUGUCAUGGAGAACAUAUUUACACAUUACAUGUUGAAUUCAUUUUCUCAUUAAUUUUGUCUUUUACCAUUUACUUCCAAUUUUUUUUUUUUUUUUUUGGUUUUUAUAAAAGCUGAUGCCUACAGACUUACAAAUUAUAUAAAAUGGCUUAGAGGGGCCAACACUGCACCUUGCCAGCAUACAAUGCUUUAACAAGUGUAAACAGUUCCCACUGUUUUUUAGAUGCAAUAUUCAUUUUUAUUUAUAGUUUACAGCUAAUGACUUUCAUUCAUUCAUAAUUGUUAAAGGCUGGCUAACAUCUGUCAACUUUACCUGCAGACUUUUCUUUUUUCAUUUCCAUUUUUUAAAUAAAUUUUGUCACUAUGGCCAACAAUUGUAAUUCUUGAAAACUUUUUUUAUUUAUCAUGGCUUAUUAUGGAGACUGGUGCAAAUAAAAAAUGACAGCAGCCUAAUACCAUGACAAGGUUAUGUUACUUGCUUUGCCGCACAAUGCAAAUGAUUUCAAAAUUCCAUUUUUUCCCCACUUUUUUAAGGUUGCUUUUUCUUCACUGUGCCACUCAAUUUUUAUUUCUAAUUUAAAUAAAAUCAAAUAAAAUCAUUCAAAACAAGUUUAUAAUUAAUUAACAUUAUGUGCAAAUCUCAUAAAACCAAUCAAAAAAUAAUAAUUUCAAUUUGAUGGCAUCCCAUUUCAUAAUGAUAUAUUAAUUUAAUGUUAAUAUUUCCUAAACGUAAAGUAUAAAUGGCAUUUUUGCUUGAUAUAAAUAAAUAUGCUUAUUAUUUAAAUUCUGUAAUGCACAAAUUAUGUUCUACAUAUUGAAUGUCAAGAAAAUAAAAACUAUAUUUUUCACAUGCUG
This is a messenger RNA of Lingula anatina, 2950 nucleotides long. RefSeq lists its product as uncharacterized. NCBI's taxonomy places the organism in Eukaryota, Metazoa, Brachiopoda, Lingulata, Lingulida, Lingulidae. The record is from RefSeq and is a predicted model, not a curated record.